AUGCCUCAAACCUUUACUUCAAUCGCCAAGAUGGGCGACUUCAUCUUGAAGACUCCAGCCUUGUCGAAAAUCGUUGUUCCAGUUGCUCACCAGUUCGUCAAGUUUUCUGGUUAUAGAAAAAUGGGUCUCAGAUUUGACGAUCUAAUUUCUGAGGAAAACGACAUUGCCCAGAAGGCUUUGAGCAGACUUCCUGAGGAAGAGUCUUACGCCAGAAACUUUAGAAUGAUCAGAGCUCACCAGUCGUCUUUGACCCACCAUCUACUACCAAAGACCCAAUGGAUCAAGCCAGAAGAAGACACUCCAUACAUUCUACCAUUUUUGUUGGAAGCCGAGGCUGAAGCUAAGGAGAAAGCCGAGUUGGACAACUUGGAGUUGGUCAAGUCCUAG
Lachancea meyersii CBS 8951 is the source of this 387-nucleotide messenger RNA. The record is from the annotation of a GenBank genome assembly. NCBI's taxonomy places the organism in Eukaryota, Fungi, Ascomycota, Saccharomycetes, Saccharomycetales, Saccharomycetaceae.